Messenger RNA from Jaculus jaculus (lesser Egyptian jerboa), 978 nucleotides. RefSeq names its product olfactory receptor 6Y1. The record is from RefSeq and is a predicted model, not a curated record. The coding region runs from base 1 to 978 and encodes 325 amino acids. Gene Ontology annotation, cellular component: membrane. The transcript has a single exon. Gene Ontology annotation, biological process: G protein-coupled receptor signaling pathway. Gene Ontology annotation, molecular function: olfactory receptor activity; G protein-coupled receptor activity. Lineage: Eukaryota; Metazoa; Chordata; Mammalia; Rodentia; Dipodidae.
AUGAUCAUCGGGGUUCUCGAAGUGGACAACCUUACUGCGACAACGCAUUUCAUUCUUCUGGGAUUCCCCACCCGACCAUCCUUCCAGCUGGUGCUCUUCUCUGUCUUCUUGACAACCUACUUGCUGACGCUGGUAGAGAACCUUCUCAUCAUCCUGGCUGUGCGAGGCAACAGGCAGCUGCACAAGCCCAUGUACUUCUUCCUGAGCCACCUCUCUUUCCUGGAGAUGUGGUAUGUCACAGUCAUCAGCCCCAAGAUGCUGGCAGACUUCCUCAGCCAGGACAAGAGCAUCUCCUUCAACGGCUGCAUGACUCAACUGUACUUCUUUGUGACCUUUGUCUGCACUGAGUACAUACUCCUGGCUGUCAUGGCCUUUGACCGCUACAUAGCCAUUUGCAAUCCGCUGCGCUACCCCAUCAUUAUGACCAGCCAGCUCUGUGGCGUGCUGGCCGGGGGAUGCUGGUUCUGUGGACUCAUAACUGCCAUGAUUAAGAUGGUUUUCAUAGCCCGCCUCCGCUACUGUGGCACGCCUCGUAUCAAUCACUACUUUUGCGAUAUCUCUCCACUGCUCAAUGUCGCCUGCGAGGACUCCGCGCAAGCCGAGCUGGUAGACUUCUUCUUGGCCCUCAUGGUCAUUGCUGUCCCUCUUUGUGUAGUUGUGGCCUCUUACGCCACCAUUCUCACCACCAUCCUCAAGAUCCCAUCUGCCCAAGGUCGCAAAAAGGCAUUUUCCACCUGCGCCUCUCAUCUCACGGUUGUAACCCUCUUUUACUCCACGACCCUGUUCACCUAUGCCCGCCCAAAGCUCAUGUAUGCCUACAAUUCUAACAAGGUGGUGUCUGUUCUCUACACUGUCAUCGUUCCGCUUUUAAAUCCCAUCAUUUACUGUCUGAGGAACCGGGAAGUAAAAGCAGCCCUCAAAAAGACUGUACUUCGCAAUAGAAGUGGGUCCAGGGGAGAUGAAGAAUUCAGUAGUUAA